This is a messenger RNA of Nilaparvata lugens (brown planthopper), 7864 nucleotides long. RefSeq names its product zinc finger and BTB domain-containing protein 14. The record is from RefSeq and is a predicted model, not a curated record. Gene Ontology annotation, cellular component: nucleus. Lineage: Eukaryota; Metazoa; Arthropoda; Insecta; Hemiptera; Delphacidae. The coding region runs from base 132 to 1958 and encodes 608 amino acids. The transcript has 8 exons.
CUGCUAGCUCGCGCCAAGACGCAGGACCAACUGUUGGAUUCAGUAAUUAUUUAUGUUAAAUUCAAAUAUUAUUCUUCCAUUAAUUUUUUGUUGUGAUCUGAAAAUUGUUUUACCUGCAAGGUUUUAGUAAAAUGGAUAAUAAAGGAGCAAUGCUUGAUUUACUGGCUGCCGCUGCGGCAGUGGUGGGGUUAUCCAGUGAGAAGCCCUCUCCCAGAAUCGAAGCUGCUGCCAAUCAAAAAUCCACACCUAAUUCCAAGAAGCAAAAACAUCGAACGAGAUUGAGAACAAUGUCGGUGAGUCAACUGCAGUCAUUGUCAGCCAAUCAGCUGAUCAACCUUUUUGCAUUUUUGGGAGGCGACGAAAUGAAGAAGACGUUCUACUACCAAUGCCGAUUCUCGCCGGUCUGCUCGAAACGAUUCCACAGCUUUGGCAGUGAGGACAGAGCUCGCCUGCUCAUCAAGGACCAUCUGCUCAAGCAUGUACAGAAUCUCAAACCAGAUAUCCAGGUGGACACCCCGCCAAAGAAGCAACCGAAAACUGUUUCGCCGAAAAAGCAGAUAGUCCGUGUGCUGAAGAAAGUGGACAAAGUGAAGAUGGCGACAUCUGCCGCUGAACAGUCGGUGAGCAGUGCCCACUGUUACGCCGCGCCCCGCCCCGACUCCCCGCCGCCAUGCCGCGACUGCGAGCGGGAGGACACCUACAACUGUGGCCGACUCACUAUGCCCUACUACCUCCCCGACUCUUCGCCCAGCGAAACCGUCAUCAUCGAUUUCAAGGCCGACCAGAAGACUGUCAUACUGCGCGAGCCUGCUGCUGAUACUCGUAUGAACGAAGCCGCCAACAAUGUGUGUGAUCAAGAGGUGAUCGAUGAUUGGCUGUCAGUCUGCCAGGAAGAAGUAGUUGUCAGCACUGAUGAAACGCCCUUUGUUGUCGACACGGAACAAAUAGUCAACACAACUCCUGAAGGGUGCAACGUGGCUUAUAUAGAUAUCAAACAUGAGAUAAAGACAGAAGAACCGCGUUUCGAUGGUGAAGAAGGAGAGGAGAUGUACAACGAGGAGCAAGUGAACUACACCGAGGAACAAGUCGUCUUCAACGAGGAACAAGUGGUCGUGUUAAAGGCGGAAGAAGGAGAGGAGAUGUACAACAACAUGCGAUUGGAGAAGGAGCGCAAGCCGAAGGGCAAGGCCAAGUUCAUCGGCCAAUCAGAUGCCGAGAAGCAGAUGGCGAUGCAGAUGAUCAAGGCGGUGCGCCGCAAGCAGGUGGACACCGAUCGGCUCGAGUGCAAGAUAUGCAAACCGCCACGCCUCUUCACGGCACCCACAACGCUCAUCAGCCAUUAUCGCAGUCAUGCAGGUAUAAAGCCGUACGAGUGCCCGCUGUGUAAGUCGGUGUUCACACGGCAGCACAGCCUCAACUACCACAUCCUCAUCCACAUGAAUCAGACUCGUUUCACGUGCGAGGUGUGCGACAGAAAGUUCCGGCAUCCCUCUCACUUUAAGGAGCACCAGCGCCGCCAUACUGGCGAGUCGCCCUUUGAGUGCGAUGACUGCUCGCUCAGAUUCAAAACACGCAACACGUACAAACGGCACCUGAAAACACGUCACGGCAAAGUGUUGACACAGACAGGCGACAUCACGAUGCUCAGCGAGGAGGAAUUCAGGCGCGUGCGCACAUGUCCACGCCAACGACAGCCGCACGCGACCGCGCGCGACCUCGACAAGGAGAACAGUCGCCGGCCGCCGCAAGUGUUCGCGAACGCCAACGCGAACACGAACGCGCAACCAACGACCAAAGCGCGCCUCGUCAUCAUGGACGCUGCAGCCGGUCAUCAUCACGAUGACGUCAUCACAGUCAGUCUGCCAAUAAGCGAUCAGUCCCCUCCACCAACCCCCACCAUCACACUACUCACGCCCAAUAAUAUCAACUACUUUCCGCCCAAGGCCAGUGUCUCCUAGAGGCAGCAUGCUGUAAGGAUGCUACAAUCGGUUUCUGUUCCGAGAGAAGGAAGCCACUGUUGGUUCUUGAGAGAGCCCCCCUCACAGAGAGCGAUCUGUGAUCUCAUGGAUUCCUAAAUCUGUAUCCAAAGAUGCGUACAGACGUGAGCCCCACGAACAAUCGCAUUUCACUUUUCAUCAACUGAUGGUACGCUUUUAUAUAUGUUUGCCGGUUGCACAAGAGCCUGUUGAAAUUUAACAGUGAUUUAUUCCACGACACCCAAUCAAAGAUGGCUAUUUUGAAAAGAUGGUUUCUCUUGGAUUUUAAUCAUGAUUAUUAAGAUUUAACAGGCUUUUGUGCUGCGGGUUUGAAUCUUACUGUUUCUGUACAAAUGCAGAUAUAACCAGCUGUUGAAAAGUGAAAUGCGCGUGUUCGUGGCGCUCAAGUCUGUACGCAGCUUAAGAUCGCUCUCGUUGUGAACCCUAUUGGUUGUUGAAGAAAUAUUAAUAAACUCGGCAGACUAGGGCCCAGUUUCUAGGACACUUAAAAUCUAAUGGACCAUUAAACCUAUAGAUUCAAGUAAGUGUACUAGAAACCGCUGCCUUGCACUAGUUGAUUUUAUGAUGGUCAGAUAAAUUGAUUGUGGUAUUAAAUUGGUAUCAAUUUUAUGAUAAUCAAUACGUAUGGAUAUGAAUGAACUGAUUUUUUUUAAUACAAACAUUUUCAAACAGUAUGAAUAAUAAAUUAUAUAAAUAAUGCAUCAGAUAAGUUAUCAUAAAUUAAAUACACCAAGAAAUCAUAAAUAAAAUGAUAUUUUGGAACUUUUCUAUUAUUCAAAAGGAUUGAAUUUCACAAUUCAAUCAAACUGUACUGCAAGUGGAAUCUUCAUAUGCACUACAAACAAAAGAGAACCUUGAGUUUGGCAAUGAGUCGCGAAAUGUCAUUCGAAUAUAUGAAAUUUAAUAUAAUUAUAUUAAAUUAAAUAAUAUAUUAGAUAAUUUAUUAUUUAAAUUAAAUUUAUUUUAAUAUAAUUGAAAAUUUUAUCAUGUAUUUUUCACAGACAACCGAAGAAUAGUUAUAGAGAUUCAAAGGCCAAACUAUAAUCUAGUAGUAUUAGAAAACAGAGAGUAUUAGGCCCAACUCACACUUUCGCGACUCAGGUCGAGAAGAGACUCGACUCUAGUCGAGAGCAUGUGUUUCCAAGUGGUGACACUCAGACCAGUCGAUUCUUGUCUCCGCGACGUCACCAUUUGGAAACACAUGCUCUCGACUAGAGUCGAGUCUCUUCUCAACCUGAGUGGCUAAGUGUGAGUUGACCCUAAUAAAUGGAAUAUAAUAAAUUCAAAUUGAUAUAAAAAAUCAGAUUGAUUGAAUAUGAAGUUGGUAUCAAUUAUAUUAUAUCGUUAUGAUUGAUUUAUACAUUCAAUUGAUAUCGAUUAUCGGAGUAGCACAGUCAAUAGUCUGCCAACGUGUGAACAACACUCCCCUAAGAACUAAUGUGUUUCUGCUUAGCGAUUUCGAUUAUCGAUAUAAUGAUAUCGAUUAUCGGAAUAGCACAGGCAAUGUGUGAACUCUCCCCUGAGAUCUAAUGUAUUUCUGCUUGGCGAUUUCGAUUAUCGAUAUAAUGAUAUCGAUUAUCGGAAUAGUACAGUCAAUGUGUGAACUCUCCCCUAAGAACUAAUGUAUUUCUUCAUAGCAGAACAGAAAUUGAUUGUAUCAUAAAUGUGGUAAAUUGACAGGGCUUAACCACUACCUCCGUAAACAAUGCCGUAGUGCAUUCGUAUGACGUCAGCAAAGGUAGGGAUUCUACACAAAUAAAAAUUCGUUGAUAUCAGCUGAUCUAUAUCAGCUAGUGUUUUUAUUGGUGUAGGAGCCCUACCUGUGCUGACGUCACACGAAUGCACUAUGGCUUUGUUUAUGGAGGUAGUGGCUUAACACUCCCACCUACGAAAUUCCUCAAAGGAGUUUCUCGCUGUAGAUUUGAUGUGUUUUGAUAAAAUAUGAAUUUGUAUCAUAACAGUUUUGUGAUGGUGAUAGGUUGAUUGGUACUGAAUUGUUAUCAUAUUUAUUGAUAUUAACUAUUAAUACUAUGAUUCUGAUAAUGAAAAUCAAGGACUAUACAUUUUUAAUACUACGCAAUGAUAAUAUUCUAAAAUUCCAGUGAUUCGGUGAUAUGACAACUAAGUUAGUAUUUUUGUAAACAAUUUAUGAGAAUAUACCUCAAUCUUAUUGAAUGAGAAGUAAAGAAACUCAAUGAGAACAUUCUAAAUCCGAGUUAUUUGGAUUAGACCAAUAAGUGUAGUAAUUGCCCAAAAAUUUUAUACUUUGACACAAAUGAGAAUAUUCUAAAUCUUGGUGAUUUUUAUCCGGUCAUUGAUAUUUUGCCUAGUAUUUUUAUAAAAAGUUUUCGAACAUAUCAAUAUUAUUACAUUAUAUAGUACAUUAUACAGCAAUAAAUUGAAAGUUUUAUACUGUGACUUAUACAAGAAAAAAUUCAUAGUAUUUUUUCUUAAUGAUCAAUAUUAGUUCAUAUAUAUUGCAUUUUUGUAAUAAUAGUUUAAAUAUACUACGAUUACUAUACGGGAGAAUUUUGAUACUGAUAACAUAUUCUAUCUUAUAAGUAUUGUGAUACUAAUCUUUCGUGAUUUUUAAUGCAUAUUGUAAAAUCCUUUGCUCCAUACAUUUCCAACGGUCUACAAUCAAGGAGUAUUGUGGAUUUCUUGAUUGUUUAAAUCAAGUGCCUUAUUUACAGUAAUAAUGUUUGCUCCAAAACUGAGAAUCACAAACUCGUAUUUUUUCGAUAACUAUAUUACAUUAGUUAGGCUCAUGUAAAUUUGAUGUAUUUAUUUUGUACAUUUAUUUUCGAAUAAAAACUUGUUUCUCAUAGCUUUGCCUUUUGAUAAAGAUAGUCUCAUAAUAAACUUAUCUUUGCAUUUUAAUAAUCUUCUCUAUGAUUCUUAUCAUACGGUAUUGAACAUAAUGGCUCACAUUUAAAAAUGAAAACAGCUCAAGAUAAAUAAAUUACAGCCCUAAUUGACAUACAUCGGUUUUUUAACUGUUAUUGUUGUUGAUACAUCUUUUCUGAUAAAGAAAUUGAUUGGAAUAAACAAUUAAACUUCUACCAUAUAUUUGAGAUUUGAGUGACAUAUAUCUCUCAAUGGGAUUGAGCUGUAGUUAUUAGGUAACUAUUUUCAGCAAUAAUAUAAAUUUUUGUAUGAAUCCACUUUUCCUAAAUUUUACUCCUGAAUAAAACCAAUUUCAUAUUUUAGCAGAAUACAGUCUCCUUUUAUAUGUUUUUGUCAAAUACUUUACCAAAGCAUAUCCUCCAAAUACAAUAGUAAGAGCUCUCAUUGUAAAUAAUAUGUUUGUAAGUAAAUCACACGUUACACAAAUCAGAUUCUUGUAGUCUCAACCCUCAUCAGAAAAAUUCAUAAUAUGAUUCUAAUCAGAGAAAUAUAUUAAUUCAUUCAGUCAUUUCAUAACUAGCAAUUUUCAGCUUAAAAGUUUCUUUUUUUCAAUUUUCUCCAUGAAAUCGAUUGUCUGGCUUUUUAAAAUUAAAUUACUCUUUAUACUUCACUUAAUUUUUUUGCUUAAUAUAGUUUUUCUUACAGGAGACCUUGCUACUCUAGAUUCUCUACUUAAUGACAACCAAACUAUAAUAUUAGAAUCAACGAUUUUCAAUUCCAAUCAUUUUGAUUGAACAACUUUUAAAUUGCUGUUUUUCUCUUUUAAUCUAAAAUUUUCAUAAUGUUUUAAAAUUAUUGUUUUGGGUGUUCUUCUUUUCAAUAAAUUCAAGUACUUGAAUAAUUAUGUAGAACCCUCGUUUGCAUAAAUCGAAGUAUUAUGUCAAAUUCAUUUUUGAGGUGUGAAUAGGAUUACAAAUAUUUUUGAAACAUUCUUAGUGAACAGAUCAAUUUAAUUUUAUUUUUUAUGAUCAUAAUAGCUUAUUUAUGUUUUUCAUGUAAUCAAAUCAACAGUUUUAUUUUAGUUUUGUUCACCUUCAAUAUUCAGUAAUCAUAGGGAGCUGCAUGUUAGCUUUUUUCUCAAUUAUAUUUGAGUGAAUUUUAGAAUUUUGUGUAAUAUUAAUAGUUUUAAGAGAUAUUCUUUUCAAAAAUUGAUCAAUUCCGAUCAAUGUUUUGUGAAAAUAAAUUAAUAUAGCACUUAUCAGGUAAAAUCAAUAAUACUGAUGUAAUACUACAUUCCAGGGCCUGAGAAAAGACUGAUAUCUAUAAUAUAUAUUAUGAAAUUGUUUUGCUAAUCUUAUUUGGUUACAAUUUCUAACCAUUUUUGAGCCCUAAUAUUAAUUAUUUAGUUACUUGGUACUUGAACAGAAUUAUUAUUUGUAUCAAUUGAAGUUUUUCAUUAUUAUUUGAUUUGAUUUGACAUGUAUGUAUUUGAUUUUUAGUUUAGUCUUUUAGUUGAAAUUCAAUUAAAUUAGAGAAAUACUUAAUUGCUAUUACAUAACAUAAUAAGGUGGAAAUUAUUGCUCUGAAUACUCAAGAUUUUUCGUUUAGCUGGGGUGACCGACUUAUAUUUCAUUCAUUCCAUCUUAUGUGAAGUAAUUCAUAAAAAAUAGAUGCCAUAAUUGCCAUUCAAUAUUUCAUCUGGAGUAAUUGAAGUAGAACAGUCCUUUCAAUCAGUGUACUGUAAUAAUAUUUUGAAAAGUUUGGAUUCCGAUAACAAUAGGCUUAUCACCUUUCUUUUAAGCCGUAUCUCUGGUUUGUAGAAUAGAUUUGAAUGAUUUUUAUUUUGCAGAUAUGAAAGACAGAUCUACCCUGUUAUAGAUCCUAAUUGACAUAGAAUACAGAGAUCUUUUUAUAGACAUGUAUCCGCUAUGGCUUAUAGUUGAGAUCGACCAAUGUUUUCAUUUUUUAAUACUGAACUAACGACUGAAUAAAGGCCUUCAAUGACAAAAUUAGUACGGAUUAAUAAAUAUUUUUAUUAACUAUUAAAAUAAAUAAGGACAUUUUGUUACAAGAGCUAUAAUGUUUUAUUUAUAAUAAUUAUAAAUCUAUAUUUAGUAUUUUUAAUGUACUACUCUAUAAAGCAAUAAUUAAUUAUUAACGAUUCACAGGACGAACAAUAAUAUUCCUUACUCAUUCAAAUUACAUGUUUUGAAUAAUUUUAACCCAGCAACAUAUUUUACAUAAAAAUUCUUGUGCCUCAGUUAACUACUGUACUGCGAAAAUAUUUAUAAAAGUAGCAUUUUAGUUUUGUAAGUUGUAAGGUUUUGUAUUGUAUUUUAUUUUUAAAACACUAUUAUUUUUUGCUUCAUUCAUGAGACAAAUAUAAUUGUCUCUAUAAAUGAAUAAACUUUCCUUGUAAUUGCUUGAAUAAGGCAUUCCAUGAAUAGAAUUUAUAUUAUUUUCAAGUGUAUUAGGAAAAGCAAUAUACUGCUUCAAAUCUGGCAAAAUACCAUCACAUAUCUAACAUCAUCAAUCAUUAUUGUUGUUUAAGAAUUGAGAUAUAGCAUGCACUAAUUGGAAAUUGUCGCUUUAACGAAGCUAGUUAAAUACAAAAAGGCAGGUUAUGUCCUCGGACUUUUAUAAGCUUAUUUUGUUAGCAUUCAGUUUAUCCGUUAUUAGAGUAUAAGAUGAAAAUUCAAUUCGAAUAAUAUUAUAAUAUUCAUAAUAACAUGAUAAAGACUGAAAUCAAUACCAUCAUUUUCACUUUUAAUGCAUGGAUUAAGAGUUUACUGUAUUUUCACUGGCAAGCUUUAUAGGUACCCGAAAUAGAAUGGAAGAUAUAAAUUUCUCAUUAUUCUUAAUCGUUUGGAAAAAAAAUAUUUUAUUAACUAGGAUAGUACGUAUAUUUCAGUAUUUUGUAAGAAUUAAAAUUUUAAGGUCUUCCAUUUUAUGCAAGGUUGAUUCUAAAUUUGAAUAAUGUAAAUGUAUUAUUUUGUAAAAUAUAUAUAUUUGAAUAUAAA